AUGGCAACUUCCAAAGAGGAACGAGACGAGGUCGCUCAGGAAAUGUUUGGCAAGACGUUUGAUGAGUGCGAGAGCAUGGAGCGAAUCAGAGUCGGCGCCCACAUCGGCGGCAAACGAGGCGGUGGACGUAUCCACGAGAUGGCUGAGGAAAAGAAGCAGCAAGCGCGCGAGGGCAUGGGGGAGGAGGAGGGCGAGGGGGAGGAAGAGGAGGAGGAAAUGGGAGAGGAGGAAGGAGCGGAGGGCGAGGAGCAGGAGGGACGUGCGACAGCUAAGAAGCAGGGCGAGGGAAAGAUGCGGAGGAAGGGACGGGCCAAGUAG
Molecule: messenger RNA, 318 nt
Organism: Volvox carteri f. nagariensis
Lineage: Eukaryota; Viridiplantae; Chlorophyta; Chlorophyceae; Chlamydomonadales; Volvocaceae
Exons: 3
Coding region: 1-318 (105 amino acids)
Source: RefSeq, a predicted model, not a curated record